Zychaea mexicana is the source of this 525-nucleotide messenger RNA. RefSeq names its product Alpha/beta hydrolase fold-3. Lineage: Eukaryota; Fungi; Mucoromycota; Mucoromycetes; Mucorales; Lichtheimiaceae. The transcript has 3 exons. The record is from RefSeq and is a predicted model, not a curated record. Gene Ontology annotation, molecular function: hydrolase activity. Bases 25 to 468 code for a protein of 147 amino acids.
AAUCUAUCUGCAGUCAUUCCAUUGAUGGCCAAAGAACGUGGUCUACCAAGCGCUAUCAAAGCUCAGAUAUUACUUUAUCCCGCGACAGCAGCUUCGCGCGACAAGUACGAAUCUGCAAAGCUUUUUGGCGGCGGCGACUACUAUUUGAAAAACGAAGACGCUAUAUUCUUUGAUAAGGCGUAUUGGAAUGACUGUGAGAAGACAAAGAUCGGAUUCCCAAUGUUGGCGACCACCGAGGAGCUUCAAGGACUCCCACCAGCUCUAAUUUUCACCGCAGAAGCAGACAUUUUGCGUGAUGAAGGUGAAGACUAUGCUCGUCGAUUGACCAAUGCUGGAGUACCUAAUGCCACUGUUCGGGUCAUUGGCGCAAUUCAUGGAUAUGCUACUGUUCCUGUUGAUACACCGGCGUAUAAACAAACCAUGGCCAUGAUUACCAAUCAACUGAGUGAAGCUUUUGAGAAAAAGUGAAGUACUAUUAUGCGAAUGUUUCUCUGAGCAAUGUAAUCGUCGGUGAUACUGUGUAAC